AAUGUCAAACAUGUGUGUACGUGUUUUUUUGUAGUGCUUGGUUAUGUAUAGAAAUAGAUUAAACAGUUUUGUUAUCAAUAUCAAUUUAAUAAAGCUCGUUAAAAUUUUAACUGAUAAGAAUGGAUUCAAUAGAGAAAGCUAUAUAUGGUCUCGCUUGUUUGUAUUAUAUAAUAAUACCGCUCGGGUACUUUGCCACAUUGUGGCUACCGGCAAGUGAAAUGACUGGGAAAGGAACCAUUCUUGUUACUGGAGGGGCUGGUUAUGUAGGAUCGCACACAGUUUUAGAAUUGUUGAACAACAAUUAUUCUGUUAUUGCACUUGAUAACUUGGUUAAUUGUUAUGCAGAGAAAAAUGACAAGCCUGAAUCAUUAAAACGUGUGGAGAAACUUACCGGUAAGCAGAUUAUAUUCUACAAUGUUGAUAUCCGAGAUAAGACUUCCCUGGAUAAAAUAUUUAAAGUGCACAGUAUCGAUUUUGUAAUUCAUUUUGCUGCUUUAAAAGCUGUAGGGGAGUCAGUUCAGAUUCCUCUUACCUACUAUCAAAAUAAUAUUGCUGGUUCUAGUACCCUUUUUGAGGUUAUGCAAAGCAAUGGUGUAAAAAAGAUUGUAUUUUCUUCAUCUGCAACUGUAUAUGGAAUACCUCAAUUUUUGCCAAUUACAGAAGAACAUCCUACUGGACAAGGAUGCACUAAUCCUUAUGGUAAAACAAAGUAUUUUGUUGAAGAGAUACUGAAGGAUGUUUGUGUAUCAGAUCAUGAGUGGAAAGUAAUUCUUUUGAGGUAUUUUAAUCCAGUUGGUGCACAUGAGUCUGGUGAAAUUGGUGAAGAUCCUUCAGGAAUUCCUAAUAAUUUAAUGCCAUAUAUAGCACAGGUUGCUGUGGGCCGACGAGAAAAGGUAUAUGUGUUUGGGAAUGAUUAUCCGACGCCAGAUGGCACGGGUGUUCGUGAUUAUAUUCACAUUACUGACUUAGCAAUUGGUCAUGUACAAGCUUUGACAAAAUUAAACGAUACAACGUUUUUCGGUUGGAAAGCAUUUAAUUUAGGUACAGGCAGAGGUUAUUCCGUUUUGGAUGUUAUAAAUGCCUUUAGCAAGGCAUCAGGAAAAAUUAUCAAGCAUGAGUUUGUAAAUAGAAGGGAAGGUGAUGUAGCUGCUAGUUUCGCGGAUGCCUCGUUGGCGAAAAUAGAGUUGAAUUGGACAGCCACGAGAGGCAUAGAUGAAAUGUGCAAGGAUACAUGGAAUUGGCAAUCGAAAAAUCCCAAUGGAUUUAAAAAGAAGUGAUAGUAAGCAAUCGUAUCAGCAUAAUAUUUCUUAGCGGGGUUAUAUUUGUACAUAUGGGUGGUCAGUUGAUACAUAAGGAGUAUUUCUAUUUGCAUUUUGUUAUUUAUUCCAAAAUAGCUAAUAGUCUGUAUACUUACAUGUAUAGACAUUUAGCUAAAGUCGCCAAAAGGGUGAUAUUAUUUGCAAGAAUAUUUUAUUUUUACAGUUUUGGACGCAAUGUUUGUUAAAUAAUGUUAAAAUUUGAAAUGAUUUUAUUACAAAUAACUAGAUAUUUUUUUUUAUUACAAUUACAACCUUUGUCACAAAAAAAACAUUUCUGGUCAGUGCCAGUAGAAGCUAUAAAAAAGUUUUACAUAUUUCCCAAGGCAUUUUUAACAACACCAAUGAGAUAUGAAGUGCCAUUUUUAUUUAUUCUGUUAAAAUCAAAUAGUCACUUCGUAAAUUAUUAACAUCUAAUGUGUUCGUGUAUAUUGUAUAUAUUAUAUACAUAUAUUUUUAU
This is a messenger RNA of Agrilus planipennis (emerald ash borer), 1776 nucleotides long. Its product is annotated as UDP-glucose 4-epimerase. Gene Ontology annotation, molecular function: UDP-glucose 4-epimerase activity. NCBI's taxonomy places the organism in Eukaryota, Metazoa, Arthropoda, Insecta, Coleoptera, Buprestidae. Gene Ontology annotation, biological process: beta-D-galactose catabolic process via UDP-galactose, Leloir pathway. Bases 120 to 1277 code for a protein of 385 amino acids. The record is from RefSeq and is a predicted model, not a curated record. The transcript is spliced from 6 exons. Gene Ontology annotation, cellular component: cytosol.